Molecule: messenger RNA, 1044 nt
Organism: Strongyloides ratti
Lineage: Eukaryota; Metazoa; Nematoda; Chromadorea; Rhabditida; Strongyloididae
Exons: 3
Coding region: 1-1044 (347 amino acids)
Source: RefSeq, a predicted model, not a curated record
AUGAUUUCUUUUGUCAUAUUCACUAAAAAUUUAUUCUUUAUUAUUCUUUUUUGUACACCACUUUUAAAUGGAACCAAUUUUGUUUAUCCAAAUGCACCUAUCGAAUUGAUAGAAAGUGCCAGAAAUCUUGGUAGUAGUCAACGAUUUUCUUUGGAAAAUUUUGUUAAACAAAAAAAUAUUGCUCCUAAUUCAGAGGAGGAAUCAAAUGUUAUAAGUCAAUUUUUUAAUAAAUGUCAUGAGUAUAGUCAGAAGAUUGGUUAUGAUGAGGAGUAUAUUAAAUUUUUGAAAUCUGUUGCUACCUCUGAAAUUGAUGAUCAUCCAUCUUCAGAGAGUCAUUAUCGUCACUCUAAGACAUUAGAUCUUAUGAGUUUAGAUGAUGCAACUAUUAGUUUCUUGACAACACCUAUUGAAGGAAUGAAAAAAAUACUUCAACGACAAUGUUUAAUAAAUGAAAUUGACUUUCAAUGUGUUGAUAGUUUCUUUAAUAGUAAUAAACAUAUAACAUCAGAGAAGAUAGAUGUUAUUAGAAAUAGUGGUGGUUUUGCUAAAUUGAUGCUUGAUGAGGAAUGUCCAAAUAAUGGGGAUGAUUUGACUGAUUAUCAUUGUAUUGGAAUGAAUGCAAAAGAAUAUGGUAGACAAUGUGUAACAUCAUUGAAAAUAUAUAAUAUGACAAAAUAUGAUGUUGAUCAUAAAAUAUUAAAUUUGUUUGCAACAACAAUUACUGAAAUUGAUAGAUAUAAUAGUAUUCUUGAGAAGUCAAAUGAAUUAGAUGAACGUAUUAAAAUAAAACGUGAAAUAGAAAUUUUAUUAACAUCAACAAUGAAGACAAUCUCAACAUUAGAAGGAUCAAAAUGCCGUAUGUUUAUUCAAUUAGGUAAAUGUCUUAGAAGUUCUGUAAUCGAUAUCUGUGGUCGAGAGGCAGGUAGAAAAUUUCAGACAAUGGUUCAAAUUGGAUACCUCAGAAGAGAACGUUUUAAUGAUAUUAAUGAUGCUUUCCAAGCAUUAAAUAUGGAACCACAUCGAUCAUGUGGUACUUUGUAUUAA